UCUCUCUCCAGUUCAGCUGAAUGAAUCCACAUCAGUGGUGUGUUAGAGACUGAGAUCUGUAUCACUCACACAACAGCACAAACUACAACUCCGACAGUCUUCAAAUCCAGAGAAUAAACCCAGAAAUAUUAAACAGAAUGACGAGUUGGUUCUUAAACAGGAAAGAAGAAAGUAAGAAAGAAGAACUGAUAAGAUCUACCCAGUCCCUUCACCACUAUGUGCACAAAUACUUCGACAUCACUGAAAGACUUUUGGAGAUCCUCAAUACUCACAUGGAACAAAACGUCUUUCCUGCAGUCUUACCAAAUGAAAAUGAAAGUAUUGAACAGAACUGUGCCAGGAUUAGAGAGGUCAUGUACCAGAUCAUUGAUGUUUGUGAAAAGCAGGACAAAAAGUGUAGGAAAAGUGACUCUGUUCUUUAUGAUAAGAUUGCUUUCUCUGUGGCGUCACUGAAAGACAAAGCUAAAGUGAUAAAGGAACUGCAUGAGAACACCAUGGGUCUUUUGGGGAAUCUCCUGUGUCCUCUAGUCACUAUUUAUCUAGCAAAAAGUAAUCUAGAGAGCGUAAUGCCUCCAGUUGAACAGCUUAAAUCUCUGUCUUCUCCAUCAUUUGUUCUGGGAGAUCUAGAGCAGAGCAGUAAAAGAAUCACUAAACUUCUGUGUGGACCACAGAACCAGCAGAAGACGCUUGAUGAAGCCGUACUGUUAGUGCAAGAUCUCCUCUCUAUUCUGAGAACACCCUGUGACUCAUACAAUGCCAUUCUUAGUAGAGUGGAAGCCUAUGUCACCAUUAUAUCUGAAAGGAUCUAGGGCAGAAUUAUAAAGCAAAUUAAAGAGAGAUAGCGAUAAAAUGAAGCAGAAUGCUAGAAGUGUACUUCUAACUUGUGUUUAACUGUGUUUUUUCUGCUGUACAUGUGUUGUAUUUAUG
Triplophysa dalaica is the source of this 927-nucleotide messenger RNA. RefSeq lists its product as uncharacterized. Bases 138 to 809 code for a protein of 223 amino acids. The transcript is spliced from 2 exons. NCBI's taxonomy places the organism in Eukaryota, Metazoa, Chordata, Actinopteri, Cypriniformes, Nemacheilidae. The record is from RefSeq and is a predicted model, not a curated record.